AGAUAGAUAGAUAGAUAGAUAGAUAGAUUAGAUAGAUAGAUAGAUAGAUAGAUAGAUAGAUGUUUAAUUAGGUGUAUUAAAUAAUUAUGUCAGUGGAAAGUCCUCACAUCUAUAGUAAGUAAGCGUGUGUGGGAGAGAGACAGAGAGAGAUUGAUUACCAGUAACAGACAGUUGCAGUUCCUUCUCGCGUACAGUGACUCAUUAGUUACGGUUUUGCUUUGUCAAAGUAGGAAACGGCCCAAAAAUUACGCUGUGAAGUACCUGAUCAUGGCAAUGUCCCAAAUCAACCUCAAGGAGGACAAAUGUAAAGAAAGCAAAGCCCGCUUUGACUAAAGCCUCUUUGUAUUUCUACGAACGCACUGUACACAGGUUGAAAGGUUUACAGUGAAGCUCCAGGUUGAGCACUGGCUGAAGAUCGGGGGAAAUGGGCGGUGUUCCUCUUUGACGUGUACUGUAGCUCGGUUCAUAGACAGGUACCAGAUACACUUAGUGCCACACGAGAUAUUACUGCAACUUCAUGGAGAACAAGAACAAGCGGUAGACCUCCAUCAGUGAACAGAGUGUGUGUGUGUGGAGUCUACUGUAUGUGAGGUCUGGCCAGGAUGGAAGAAGAGAUGAGUGGAGCAGCAGCUGAACCGGCUGCUGCACCAUCAACUGAAGCUCCAGAGGCACCGCGCCGAGGCCGAGGUAGACCACGCAAACCACAACAGGAGCCCGUUGAUCCGCCUGCUCCCAAAAGGCCAAGGGGAAGACCCAAAGGGAGUAAGAACAAGGCCAGUCGUAGUACACCCAAAGAGCCACCAAAGGAAAAGAGACCUCGAGGCCGUCCAAGAAAAUGGCCUCAAAAAGAAGUGCAGCAAGAAGAGCAAGAGCAUGAGGAGGAAGAGGACCAGCCACUCCUGCCAUCACCACACAAGAAGAACAUCUAGUCUUUGAGCUGCCAGUUUGUGCAAUAGGCUGCAUUUAGACAGUUAUAUCCAGCAUUCUCACAUAGGUGUGCUAUCAGUCACUAUGCAAAAAAUACCUGGGGCCUGAUCUUGGCAAUUCCCAAAGCACUAAUAUCAGAAAAACAGAACAUUCCCCUUAAUAAUUAGAUGCCAAAAAACACUUAGUAACCACUUAAAACAACUCUGAAUUGCGCACUGUGGAUUCUACAGAGUGUCCCAAAAGUCUCCAUACGUAUGGGACUAUGUUUGCCAGCACCACGUCGGUUGUGACUUCAUCAGUGGAUGUUCGUGGAUGUCGACUUCUCGGUUUGUCCGCAACACUCCAACCUUUCUGAAUUUGUUCAUAAGUUUGGCAACAGUGUGGUGUGUGUGACGUUUGUCACGUUUCCUGUUAAAGUCCAUCACAACCUUGCGACAGCUUCCCGAUCCAGCCAUGAGAAUGAUUUCAGUACGUUCUUCUGCUCUCAAAGCAUUCUUAAAGACUAUAUGAAAAAUAAAUAAAUAUAUAUAUAUAUAUAUA
Molecule: messenger RNA, 1467 nt
Organism: Ictalurus punctatus (channel catfish)
Lineage: Eukaryota; Metazoa; Chordata; Actinopteri; Siluriformes; Ictaluridae
Product: high mobility group AT-hook 2b
Exons: 6
Coding region: 603-929 (108 amino acids)
Biological process (GO): regulation of DNA-templated transcription
Cellular component (GO): chromatin; nucleus
Molecular function (GO): transcription coregulator activity; DNA binding
Source: RefSeq, a predicted model, not a curated record